Dipodomys spectabilis (banner-tailed kangaroo rat) is the source of this 2269-nucleotide messenger RNA. It is a transcript of the gene Ccnc, whose product is annotated as cyclin C. The transcript is spliced from 13 exons. Gene Ontology annotation, molecular function: cyclin-dependent protein serine/threonine kinase regulator activity. The record is from RefSeq and is a predicted model, not a curated record. NCBI's taxonomy places the organism in Eukaryota, Metazoa, Chordata, Mammalia, Rodentia, Heteromyidae. Gene Ontology annotation, cellular component: mediator complex; nucleus. The coding region runs from base 153 to 1103 and encodes 316 amino acids. Gene Ontology annotation, biological process: positive regulation of transcription by RNA polymerase II.
AGGACAGGGUGCCCUCCUCUUCCUGUCGCGGCCCCGAAGCGAAGCGGAGCGACUCAGAUCCCGGAGCGCGGUCCCCAGACCGGCCGCGUCUAUGGUCGCUCCGCGGAACGCUUCGCCGGCUGGUGCUGUUUCAUCGGGGAGGGCUGUAUUCCAUGGCAGGGAACUUUUGGCAGAGCUCCCAUUAUUUGCAAUGGAUUUUGGAUAAACAAGAUCUAUUGAAGGAGCGCCAAAAGGACUUAAAAUUUCUCUCAGAAGAAGAGUAUUGGAAGUUACAAAUAUUUUUUACAAAUGUUAUCCAAGCAUUAGGUGAACAUCUUAAAUUAAGACAACAAGUUAUUGCUACUGCUACCGUUUAUUUCAAGAGAUUCUAUGCCAGGUAUUCUCUGAAAAGUAUAGAUCCUGUAUUAAUGGCUCCUACAUGUGUGUUUUUGGCAUCCAAAGUAGAGGAAUUUGGAGUGGUUUCUAAUACGAGGUUGAUUGCUGCUGCUACUUCUGUAUUGAAAACUAGAUUUUCAUAUGCCUUCCCAAAGGAAUUCCCCUAUAAGAUGAAUCAUAUAUUAGAAUGUGAAUUCUAUCUACUAGAACUAAUGGAUUGUUGCUUGAUAGUGUAUCAUCCUUACAGACCUUUGCUCCAGUAUGUGCAGGACAUGGGCCAAGAAGACAUGUUGCUUCCCCUUGCAUGGAGAAUAGUGAAUGAUACCUACAGAACGGAUCUUUGCCUACUGUAUCCUCCUUUCAUGAUAGCUCUAGUGACUUCUGUGCAACUUGACUACUCUGUGCUGCUGUUCAAAGAUGACUUUCCCGUUGUAACCUCCCCAUUGGAUUGUGGUUGUCUUAUGAUUUCUCAAGCUUGCCUACAUGUGGCCUGUGUUGUACAGCAGAAAGAUGCCAGACAGUGGUUUGCUGAACUUUCUGUGGACAUGGAGAAGAUUUUGGAAAUAAUCAGGGUUAUUUUAAAACUGUAUGAGCAGUGGAAGAAUUUCGAUGAGAAAAAAGAAAUGGCUACUAUUCUUAGUAAGAUGCCGAAACCAAAACCACCUCCAAACAGUGAAGGAGAGCAGGGUCCAAAUGGAACUCAGAACUCUAGCUACAGCCAAUCUUAAAACAUUCCGAAGAAGUCUAGUGGAGCACUUGGAAAUAAACCAUUGGACAAUUUCAGUAAUGUCUUCAGUGGGACACAAAUGAAAACGAAUAGCUUGCUUCUGUCAAGCAUGUUGGGAAGUGAUUUUAUUUUUGGAAAAUAAGUUGUUCUUUACCCAAUUUGGUUCUAGUACAUCAUUGAUUAAAAUCUCUUGAUUAAAACAGUGCAGAAGGGCUGUAAGGGGACCUACAGACAGACAUAGACAUUACAAAGUUAAGAGCUUUUAAUGAGUAUAUUAUUUCUUGAUUUUGGAUAAUAGAACUUUUUUAGCUUUUUAUUAAGGCAGGAAUCAUGAAGCCUAAUUUGUUUGAAAUCCAUUUCGGUCAGUAAGACAAAAAAGGACAUUAAAGAAAAUCCUAUGAGGGUUUUGGUCCUUCCCCUCCCUGACCCCCCCAUUUUACUUUAAAAUUGUACUUAAGGGGAUUCAACGCUUUAAAAAUCCUGGAAGAUUUUGAUAAUGAUGAUGAUAAUUUCAGGGAAAUUAAUCAAGUACUUAUUGCUUUUAAAAUGUUUUAUAUUCAGUACUUUUAGUAUUUUUCCACAGAAGAUGCUAACCCAGUCUUGUAGAAAAGUGCAAUAUGUAUAGUAUACUCUGACAUUUUUAAGGUUAAUUCUGCAACCAUUUUGAAAUGCUGAGCAAAAAAAAUUUUUUUAAAUCUUACAUAAGGUUAUUUGGAUCGAUCACAGUCAACAGGCAUUUUGAAAGCCUGCAAUAAUUAAUAUAGAUUGAAUACAAAUGUUCAUUUUUAAUCUACUAUAAAAAGGGUUUUUUUUGAGAUAGCUAUACCCCAGCUUAAUUUUUUUAUGCCUUCAUAUGGAGUUAGAUUUUUUUUCAGCUAUCUUGAACCAGAAAAACAAUCAGGUUUUAGGCCAGUUUCUUAAUUCUCAUAUGAGUGUAGCACUAAAGACUAAAUGUUACAUCAGUAGUACUGUGCUGUCUGUGGAGUUUAGUAAAUUAAACAUUUUCUUCAGACUUGAAGGAGAGUGAUAAAUAAAACUUGGGAUCAUAGGAAAUUUAUGUACAAUUAAGGAUUUUUUUUAUAAAUCAGUUGUGAAAAAUGGAUUAUUAAAUUAAGUGUUAAUUUCCUAGUAUAAAACAUCAAGAAUAAAAGUGAGAUCUCCACUCUA